This is a messenger RNA of Ipomoea triloba (trilobed morning glory), 1823 nucleotides long. Its product is annotated as rho GTPase-activating protein 1-like. The coding region runs from base 522 to 1580 and encodes 352 amino acids. Lineage: Eukaryota; Viridiplantae; Streptophyta; Magnoliopsida; Solanales; Convolvulaceae. The transcript has 4 exons. Gene Ontology annotation, molecular function: GTPase activator activity. Gene Ontology annotation, biological process: signal transduction. The record is from RefSeq and is a predicted model, not a curated record.
AAACAAAUAAAUUUCAUCAACAAAAUAAACAUCUACCAAACUUGUUAAAGCUAUGGGUCGCAUAUAUUAUAUACUAUAAUCAAAACCAGAACCUUAAAACCUCUUCCAUUGAAGCCCCUAAACUCCAAUCUUUCUGUUAACAAUUUUUUUUUUCUUCAGAAAAUGACAGAAGAAAUAAUACAGUCCCAGCUGGCAUAGUAUACUUCAUUUUCAAGCUCCUUACCAGGCUAAUCAUCUACAGAUAAUGAAUGAUGGUUUGCACCAAUAUAGGCCACUCUUGGUAUUACUGCUAGUAUUUCCUUCUUGUCUUGUAGUUUUCUUCAGUUUUCAGUAAAUACUACAAGAAGAAGAGGCAGAGAAAGGGGGAGGAGGCUAGGGAGAUCAGCUGUCCUUGUUGGAAGUUUUGGUGGACAGUGUUUAGGUAAUCAUUAUUGUUAUAGGUGGUGGCUUGCAAGAUCAGUGAAGGGCAGCUUUCUUCUUCAUCAUCCUCAUCUUCUUCUUCUGCUAAUUCUUCUCCAACUAUGGAGAUUAGCUGGCCUAGCAAUGUCAGACAUGUUGCACAUGUCACCUUUGAUCGCUUCAAUGGCUUCCUCGGCCUCCCUGUCGAGUUUGAGCCUGAAGUCCCCCGGAGGCCCCCCAGCGCCAGUACACGAGUGUUUGGUGUUUCAACGGAUUGUAUGCAGCUCUCGUUUGAUUCGAGAGGGAACAGCGUGCCUACUAUACUCUUGAUGAUGCAGGCUCGGUUGUACGCACAAGGAGGGUUGCAGGCCGAAGGGAUCUUCAGAAUCAAUGCUGAAAAUGGGCAGGAAGAAUAUGUUAGGGAACAGUUGAAUAGUGGCGUUGUGCCAGACAAUAUAGAUGUCCACUGCUUAGCCGGGCUUAUCAAGGCAUGGUUUAGAGAACUGCCAAAGGGAGUGCUGGACUCUCUAUCGCCAGAAGACGUUAUUCGUGCACAAUCAGAAGAAGAAUGCGUUCGGCUUGUGAGGAGCCUUCCACCAACAGAAGCAGCUUUGUUAGAUUGGGUGAUAAAUCUGAUGGCUGAUGUUGUGCAGAUGGAACAUCUGAACAAGAUGAAUGCGAGGAAUAUCGCGAUGGUUUUUGCACCAAACAUGACUCAGAUGGCUGAUCCCUUGACUGCACUGAUGUAUGCUGUCCAAGUAAUGAAUUUUAUCAGGACUCUAAUUGAGAGGAUCUUGAGAGACCGAGAAGAAUCCAGCCCAGCACCAGAGUUUGUGCCAUUUAAUGAAAACAGACAACAUAGAACACCUCAACCACUUCCAAAUGACAAGGAGCUCGAUCAAACAAUCGAAGCUUAUGGUUUUCUGACCCUUAAGAAUGUCGUUCAACAGGGAGAGGGAAAAGCUUGCGACGAUCACCUCUGUAGAAUCUCAAGUCCUUGUGAAGAAACCAAGGAUGGAGCUGAAGGCAGAAAUGUCAUCACAGUAAGCAGGAGAGUCCAAUCAAAACUGCGGAGAAGUAAAAGUGCACAUUCAAGAAGCUGCAAGCCGACAAAGGCCUCGAAAAUGGUGAAUGAGAGUGUGAUCAGUAGUUCAUAUAUUCAGAAAUCCAAUAAAGAGUGAUGAAGAUAAAGCAGAGAAAAGUGGAAGCUUGGCAGUUAAUUAUCAUGGAAUCAUUGCCAUUCUUGCAGUGAUCUAUUAUACUUGAAAAGCACUGUCUCAUAUUAUGUCACUUUUAAUCCAUUGUUUGGUGAAUCUCUUCAUAGCCACAUUACCUGUAUUUAUUAUACCUUUGCAUACAUGCAUCAUAAGUUAAUCUAAGCAUUACAUUACAAUAAAAAUCAAAAGGCUUCCAUCUUUGUUUUA